Trichechus manatus latirostris (Florida manatee) is the source of this 3155-nucleotide messenger RNA. It is a transcript of the gene IGHMBP2, whose product is annotated as immunoglobulin mu DNA binding protein 2. Bases 75 to 3155 code for a protein of 1026 amino acids. Gene Ontology annotation, molecular function: ATP hydrolysis activity; 5'-3' DNA helicase activity; RNA binding. The transcript is spliced from 15 exons. Gene Ontology annotation, cellular component: cytoplasm; nucleus. Lineage: Eukaryota; Metazoa; Chordata; Mammalia; Sirenia; Trichechidae. The record is from RefSeq and is a predicted model, not a curated record.
AGCACCGGACAGGUUGGGAGCUUUGGCCCGGCGCAGGAACGCGAGCUCGGCGGGCUCCGGGGCCGGCGGCAGCCAUGGCUUCGGCGACUGUGGAGAGCUUCGUGACCAAGCAGUUGGACCUGCUGGAGCUCGAGAGAGACGCGGAGGUCGAGGAGCGCAGGUCCUGGCAGGAAAGCAUCUCGCUGAAGGAACUCCAGAGCCGAGGCGUUUGUCUCCUGAAGCUGCAGGUGUCCAGCCAGCGCACCGGGCUGUACGGGCGGCUGCUGGCCACCUUCGAGCCCAGAAGGUGCGGGUCUGCAGCGGUGCUGCCCAGCAACAGCUUCACUUCCGGCGAUAUAGUGGGGCUGUACGACGCCGCUAAUGAAGGCAGUCAGCUGGCCACGGGGAUUCUGACCCGGGUCACCCAGAAAUCCGUCACGGUGGCUUUUGACGACUCCGAUGAUUUCCAGUUGAGCUUAGAGCGAGAGAAGUCCUACAGACUACUCAAACUUGCCAACGAUGUCACUUACAAGCGACUGAAAAAAGCUCUGCUUGCCCUCAAGAAGUACCAUUCCGGCCCAGCGACCUCCCUCAUAGAAGUGCUCUUCGGGGGCUCAGACCCCAGUCCUGCUGAUGUCACACACCCGCUAACCUUCUACAACACCUCCCUGGACACUUCCCAGAAAGAAGCGGUUUCUUUUGCGCUGGCCCAGAAAGAGCUCGCCAUCAUCCACGGGCCUCCUGGCACUGGGAAGACCACGACCGUGGUGGAGAUAAUCCUUCAGGCUGUGAAGCAGGGCUCAAAGGUCCUGUGCUGCGCGCCCUCGAACGUCGCGGUAGACAACCUCGUGGAACGCCUGGCCGGCUGUGAGCAGAGGGUCCUGCGCCUGGGACACCCGGCCCGCCUGCUGGAGUCCAUUCAGCAGCACUCCCUGGAUGCGGUUUUGGCGCGAAGUGACAGUGCCCAGAUUGUCGCAGACAUCAGGAAGGACAUCGACCAUGUCUUUGUGAAAAACAAAAAGACCCAGGAUAAGAGAGAGAAGAGUAGUUUUCGAAAUGAGAUUAAGCAGUUAAGGAAAGAACUGAAGGAGAGGGAAGACGCGGCCGUGCUGGAAAUCCUCACCUUGGCCCGCGUGGUCCUCGCAACCAACACCGGUGCUUCUUCUGAUGGCCCUUUAAAAUUGCUGCCCGAGAACUACUUUGACGUGGUAGUCAUUGAUGAGUGUGCCCAGGCCCUGGAAGCGAGCUGCUGGAUUCCUUUGCUGAAGGCCAGGAAGUGCAUCCUGGCUGGGGAUCACAAACAGCUGCCCCCCACUGUGAUCUCACACAAGGCCGCGCUGGCGGGGCUGUCGCUCAGCCUGAUGGAGCGCCUGACGGAGCGGCACGGCGAGGGUGUGGUGCGCAUGCUGACAGUGCAGUACCGCAUGCACCACGCCAUCAUGCAGUGGGCCUCCGAGGCCCUGUACCACGGACAGCUCACAGCACACACCUCUGUGGCGGAGCACCUCCUGAGGGACCUCCCAGGAGUGGCUGCUACAGAGGAGACGGCCUUGCCCCUGCUGCUCAUCGACACCGCCGGCUGCGGGCUGUUCGAGCUCGAGGGGGAAGAGGAGCAGUCGAGAGGGAACCCAGGUGAGGUCCGCCUCGUCAGCCUGCAUGUCCAAGCUCUGGUGGACGCCGGCGUCCCAGCCCGCGACAUCGCUGUCAUCACGCCAUACAACCUCCAGGUGGACCUGCUCCGGCAGAGCCUCGCCCACAGGUACCCGGAGCUGGAAGUAAAGUCAGUCGAUGGCUUCCAGGGGCGAGAGAAGGAAGCUGUGAUCCUGUCCUUCGUCAGAUCCAAUUGGAAAGGUGAAGUUGGCUUUCUUGCUGAGGACCGGCGCAUCAACGUGGCAGUCACCCGCGCACGCCGCCACGUGGCGGUCGUCUGUGACUCACGCACUGUCUCCAACCACACGUUCCUGAAGACCUUGGUGGGCCACUUCACGGAGCACGGGGAGGUGCGCACGGCCUUUGAGUACCUUGAUGACAUCGUGCCUGAGAACUACUCCCACGAGAGCACCCAGGGCCCCGCAAGCGUGAAGGCCCAGGGCACAGCCCCUGCGGUGAGGGGGCCUCCGGGCAGUGGGCAGCAGACGGGAGGCCGGGCCUCCAGAGCUGCCAGGCUGGACUGGAAGAAGCCGGGCGCUAAGGCUUCAGACUCCGAAGCCACUUCUCAGCCCAGCCUAAACGGAGGCGUUCCAGAGCCAGUGGAGGGAAGAGACAGCAUGGAGCACUUCAAGGCCAUGAUCACAGCGUUUGUGGCGAGUGAGGAGACGCGGCUGGAGUUUCCUGCUUCCCUGAACGCCCGUGACAGGAUGUGGGUCCAUCAGAUUGCUGAGGAGAUGGGGCUGAGGCACAGCAGUGCCGGGGAGGGCAGGGGGCGGCGCGUGACUGUGAGCAAGAGUACUGGCCCAGCCUUGCUGCCCCCCAGCCCUGCGCAGGCCGAGCGUCCCCCAAGCCCCGCACAGGCCGAGCGUCCCCCCAGCCCCCUGCAGGCCGAGCGUCCCCCUGGCCCUGUACACGCUGAGCGUCCCCCCAGCCCUGCGCGGGCUGAGCAUCCCCCCAGCCCCGCGCAGGCUGAGCGCUCCCCCAGUGAGCUUAGCAACAGCGGUGGCCGCAGCAGGGACCCGCUGGACCUGAAGGCGCUGCACCUGGAACGGCUGCAGAGGGAGGUGGGCCGGCAGGAGCAGCUGGCCAAGAAGGGGCAGGUGGGCGCUGGGACACGGAGGCUGUCGGAGAAGAAAAAGAGGAAAGAAGGAAAAGGACGCGUGGCCAUAGCUUUGCCCGUGGACGAGGACUUUGACGCCCUGGUUUCUGCUGCCAUUAAGGCUGACAACACCUGUGGCUUUGCCAAGUGCUUGGCCAGCGUCGUGACCCUGGGCCAGCUCUGCCUGCACUGCAGCCGCCGGUACUGCCUCAGCCACCACCUGCCCGAGGUCCACGGCUGUGGGGAGCGGGCACGUGCCCACGCCCGGCAGAGGAUCAGCCGGGAGGGUGUGCUUUACACUGGCAGCGGGACCAAGGACAGGGCCCUGGACCCCGCCAGGAGGGCGCAGCUGCAGAGGCGGCUAGACACAAAGCUGGACGCCCUGACCAACCAGAGGAGGAGCAAGAGGAAAGACAAGGAGAAGUGA